AUGAAUCGGUAUAUAACACUUAAUCAAUUAGGUGAUGGCACCUAUGGUACGGUUGUCCUUGGGCAACGAAAGGACACUGGUGAAAAAGUUGCAAUUAAAAGAAUGAAAAGAAAAUAUUAUUCAUGGGAGGAAGCAAUGAAUUUAAGAGAAGUUAAAUCCUUGAAGAAACUUUCACACGCUAAUGUUGUCAAAUUAAAAGAAGUAAUACGUGAGAAUGAUACCUUGUAUUUUGUAUUUGAAUAUAUGAAAGAAAAUUUAUAUCAAUUAAUUAAGGAUCGAGAAACACAUUUUCCAGAGAGUUCAAUUAAAAAUAUAUUAUAUCAGGUACUUAAUGGUUUAGCAUUUAUGCAUCGUCAUGGUUUUUUUCAUCGUGAUUUAAAACCAGAAAAUUUAUUAUGUUCUGGUCCAGAAUUAGUUAAAAUAGCUGAUUUUGGUUUAGCUAGAGAAAUAAGAUCAAGGCCACCAUUUACGGAUUAUGUUUCAACAAGAUGGUAUCGUGCACCGGAAGUUCUUUUACAUUCAACUCGUUAUGGUAGUGCUAUUGAUUUAUGGGCAAUUGGUUGUAUUAUGGCUGAAUUAUAUACAUUUAGACCAUUAUUUCCAGGCAGUAGUGAAGUAGAUCAACUAUUUAAAAUAUGUUCUGUUUUAGGAACACCUGAAAAGGAUGAUUGGCCUGAUGGUUAUAAAUUAGCAUUAGCAAUACAUUUUCGUUUCCCAGAAUGUAUUAAAGUACCAUUAAAUACAAUCAUAACAAGAUCUGGUAAUGCUGGUUUACAAUUACUUGAAGAAUUAUUACAUUAUGAUCCAGAAAAAAGGCCAACAGCCCAACAAUCAUUAAGAUAUCCAUAUUUUCAAGCAAUAAGUGCAAGACCAUCAGCAACAACAAAACGUAUGCAAUAUUUAACAAGUGUAACACAGAUUCUUCCACAGCCAACAACAAAUGUUAUUCAACAACAACCACAACAACAAUUACAACAAAUUCAACAUCAACAUCAUCAUCAGCAUCAUUCAAUACAUGAAUCAAUACAAAAUGUUUCAGCAACAUUAAAUAAUAUUAAAAAUGCUAAUGUAUCAUUUAAUAAUGAUUCAAUAAAUCGUAAUAAUCGUAGCUUUUCAAUAUAUGAUCCAAAUGAAUUAUCAAUUAUUUUAGGGACAAAAAUUAAAUCAUCAACAAAAUCACGUAAAAAUUCAAAAUCUAAUAUUCAUUUGGAAGAUAUUUUUGGAACGUUAUCAACAGGUACAAUUGAACAAAAUAUAGGAUUAAAUGGCACAAAAUAUCCAAAUGACAGUGAUAAUAUGAAUGGUAGCUUUUCAACAAGCGGAAAUGUAUUAGGAUCACGUCAAAGAAAUUUAAAUGAUUCAGCUUAUAUUUCAAAUCGUGGUGUUACAAAUAUGUCAGAUUACAAAAAUCCAAAAUUAUUUCCAUGGGAAGAAAAUGGUGGUGGUGGUGGCGGCGGUGGUGGUAGUAAUAAUAAAGACCAAGAAGAAAAAUUAACAGCAUGGAUGGUUCCUGAUAACAAUUCAAUAAUCGAUAAAAGAAAUUAUAUUACAAAUAAUAAUGGUAGAAUUGAUUGGGCAGCAAAGUACCUGAACAAAUAA
Molecule: messenger RNA, 1599 nt
Organism: Condylostylus longicornis
Lineage: Eukaryota; Metazoa; Arthropoda; Insecta; Diptera; Dolichopodidae
Product: serine/threonine-protein kinase dyf-5
Exons: 11
Coding region: 1-1599 (532 amino acids)
Biological process (GO): cilium assembly; intracellular signal transduction; intraciliary transport
Cellular component (GO): nucleus; cilium; cytoplasm
Molecular function (GO): ATP binding; protein serine/threonine kinase activity
Source: RefSeq, a predicted model, not a curated record